Molecule: messenger RNA, 2323 nt
Organism: Boleophthalmus pectinirostris (great blue-spotted mudskipper)
Lineage: Eukaryota; Metazoa; Chordata; Actinopteri; Gobiiformes; Gobiidae
Product: interferon-induced protein 44-like
Exons: 8
Coding region: 90-1430 (446 amino acids)
Molecular function (GO): GTP binding
Source: RefSeq, a predicted model, not a curated record
GUUCUGCUCUGUUCUGUUUCUGGUCAUUUGUGUUGGAACAUCGAAACUGUCGUGCUCACGGGAAACUGCUGUGUGUUUUCGCUGUUGUCAUGAACUCCAACCUGACGAGGGUCCAGCAGAGGGCGCUGUGCCGGGAGCUGGGAGGAGGAGUGAAGCUGAAGCUGCUCUUUAAAGCUUCCAUCCACGGCUUCACUGGAGCAGCGUUUCAUCAGCGCUGUGACGGCCGAGGCCCCUCCAUCUCUGUGGGAUACAACAGCUCCGGAUACGUGUUCGGAGGAUACACCAACGUCUCCUUCACUCAGGCCGGGAAUUAUGUCAACGAUCCAAAGGCCUUUCUGUUUACCUUUAAAGGAGACGCUCUGCUCAAAUAUCCCACCACCAACAGUGGCUAUGCCGUCAAAAUGAUCAAUAACACAGGCCCAUACUUUGCAGAAAGUUUGAUUCUCAUGAAUGGAGGCGCAAAUGUUGUUUACACUAAUUCAGGAAAAUACUACACGGCCAUCUCUCCUGCAGAAAUGCACGGCAACGACCUGCAGCUGAUCGAGUGUGAGGUUUACCAGGUGGAAGAGAACGUGGAGCUGGAGAAGCCCUGGAGGCCCAUGGUUUGGCUUUCAGAGAGGAGGCGGGAGCUCAUGGACACUGUCUCCUCGUACAAGCCUCUCUGCAGCUCUGUGUCCAAGGUGAGGGUGCUGCUCAUGGGACCCGUGGGUGCCGGAAAGUCCAGCUUCUUCAACUCCAUCAACUCUGUGUUCAGAGGUCAUGUGACCAUCCAGGCCAUGGCAGGAUCCAGCGCCACCAGCCUCACCACACAGUUCCGCACAUACUCGGUGAAAGCCGGACGUGAAGGAAAGCCGCUGCCAAUCAUCCUGUGUGACACCAUGGGAUUGGAGGACAGCACGGGGGCGGGGCUUGAUAUCGAGGACAUCACCAGCAUCCUCAAAGGCCACAUGCCGAACUGUUACCAGUUCAAUGCCUCUGCUCCUCUUCACUCUGAGACUCAUGGAUAUCGUUCGUCUCCUGAGCUCAAAGACAAGAUUCAUUGUUUGGUCUUUGUCCUGGAUGGAUGUAAGAUCUCCAUCAUGCCUGACAAACUGGAGGCCAAACUCGCCGCUGUGCGUCGCAAAGCCAACCUGCUGGGCAUCCCUCAGCUGGCCCUGGUCACCAAAGUGGACGAGGCCUGUCCCAUAGUGAAGGAGGAUCUGACCAGCGUCUACAAGAGCCCAUAUAUCAAGGACCUGUUGCAGGAGGCCAGUGCUCGUCUGGGUCUGCCUCUGUCCUGUGUUCUCCCUCUGAAGAACUACAGUGAGGAGCUGGAGCUGGAGCUUCCUGUGGACAUCCUGGUACUUUCAGCUCUGCAGCAGAUUCUGCGAUUCGCCGAUAAUUACUUCGACGAACUCAGUGAUCGCCUCAGCAACUCCGAGGUCAAGUAAUCACCUCGUACCAAAACGUGGACUUAAACUGUUAUGGCCUUUUGCAUGUUUGAUUCCGUUUGUAUUUUCUUUAGAUUAUAUUUGCAGUUUUCUGGACAAAAAUUGAAAAAGAGUUUGUGCUGAUGCUAUUUCCAGUAGUUGGUGACAUCACACACGACUGCCCUGAUUACAGCCAAGUGUGUCCUCCCCCUCACUCUCCUUUAGUCCUCCAGGUACUGCCCAGUUUAGCUGCUUUCACUUUACUGGAAUUUAACUUGAAAUAGAGAUUCAUUAAAGCUACAUUGUGUCACUUUUCUGGUGAAGAGUCCGUCAAACCCUGUCCUCCUUUUAGAUGUUCUUUGCUUUGUCUGGAAUGUUUUGCAGUAUGACACUAAACCUUUCUGUGUUCAUGGAGACCAAACCAGAUGGAGUUACGGGUCAGAUCUGUGGAGAGGCGACCCCGCUCAGUCACAAUGUCUGUUUUUCUAGGUAUUUCUGAACAGUAAUUGAAUAAUAAAUGUAGGAUAGAGCUGUUUAAUGUCAUACUGUGGGACAUUCCAGGCCGAGCAACGACAAAUCCAUAGAAACAAGCACCAGAAAAGUUACACAAUGCACCUUUAGUGAUCAGCUCAUGGGGUACAUACAGUCUUAUGAAGCUACAGGGUAAAAGCACAAAGUUUAGAGCCGAGUUCAGCAAUACUUCAGAAACACUUUUCAUUCCGCACUCUUCUCUCCAAUUUAUGUCUCUCUUUUUCAGUUUUAAUCUUCAUGAUUAUUUAUGUUUUGAUUUGUUUUUAUUAUGAUUUUAAUGUAUUUCUUAUUCUGUAAAGCACUUUGAAUUACUUUGUGUACGAAUUGUGCUAUACAAAUAAACUUGCCUUGCCUUGCCUUCUUAAUAUUAUUCAAUUAAAUAA